This is a messenger RNA of Neolamprologus brichardi, 951 nucleotides long. The record is from RefSeq and is a predicted model, not a curated record. NCBI's taxonomy places the organism in Eukaryota, Metazoa, Chordata, Actinopteri, Cichliformes, Cichlidae.
AUGGAGAUACCGAAAGGAGUCGAGCUCUGUUUCCCACAACUCCUCAACAGCUCCUGCAGGAAGCCGACACUUCACUGGUCCAAAGCUGUGCUCCUGAACAUUGUGCUCUCAUGUAUCUCUCUGCUCACUGCUGCUCUAAACCUUCUCGUCAUCAUCUCAGUCUCCCACUUCAGGCAGCUGCACACACCCAGUAAUAUCCUCCUCCUCUCUCUGGCCGUCUCAGACUUUUUUGUGGGUCUCCUGUUGUUGCCUUUAGAAAUUUUUAGAAAGACAAGCUGCUGGGUACUUGGUGAUCGUAUGUGUUCUGCUUAUUGGUAUUUGACCAGCAACAUUAUCUGUGCUUCAAUAGGGAACAUUGUUCUAAUAUCAGUUGACCGCUAUGUGGCUAUUUGUGACCCUCUGCAUUAUCCCAGCAGAAUUACUUUGGCGAAAGUCAAACUCAGUGUUUGUCUGUGUUGGUUUUAUGCUUUUUUCUACAGCAAUCUUUAUACAAAGGAUAUCAUGAUUGAACCAAGCAGCAGCAAUAUUGCUAUUGUUGUUGACCUUAUUUUAUUCUUUUUUGUUCCAGUAACUGUUAUCAUAGUCUUGUAUAUGAGAGUAUUUGUGGUGGCUGUGUCUCAAGCUCGUGCCAUGCGCUCUCAUGUUACAGCUCUCACACUUCAGCGUUCACUGAAUCAAACAAACAAAUCUGAGCUGAAAGCAGCCAGGACUCUGGGGAUUCUUGUAGUUGUGUUUCUAGCAUGCUUCUCUCCACUCUACUGCUACUCUCUUGUUGAUGAAAAUGCAAUCAUUGAUCCAGCUGCAUCUUUUGUGGUCAUUAUCUUUUACAUUAACUCUUGUCUAAACCCUUUGAUCUAUGCCUUGUUUUACCCCUGGUUUAGAAACGCUGUUAAACUUAUCAUCACGUUGGAGAUCUUCAAGUAUGACACAAGUGGUGCCAACAUACUGUAA